Molecule: messenger RNA, 3411 nt
Organism: Ylistrum balloti
Lineage: Eukaryota; Metazoa; Mollusca; Bivalvia; Pectinida; Pectinidae
Product: short transient receptor potential channel 7-like
Exons: 15
Biological process (GO): manganese ion transport; calcium ion transmembrane transport; regulation of cytosolic calcium ion concentration
Cellular component (GO): cation channel complex; membrane
Molecular function (GO): protein binding; inositol 1,4,5 trisphosphate binding; store-operated calcium channel activity
Source: RefSeq, a predicted model, not a curated record
AUGACUACUCACAAGGGUGGUCAGUGUUAUCUCAAACCUCACAAGGGUGGUCAGUGUUGUCUGACUGCUCACAAGGGUGGUCAGUGUUGUCUCACAGCUCACAAGGGUGGUCAGUGUUAUCUCAAACCUCACAAGGGUAGUCAGUGUUGUAUGACUACUCACAAGGGUGGUCAGUGUUAUCUCAAACCUCACAAGGGUGGUCAGUGUUGUCUGACUGCUCACAAGGGUGGUCAGUGUUGUCUCACAGCUCACAAGGGUGGUCAGUGCUGUCUCACAGCUCACAAGGGUGGUCAGUGUUAUCUCAAAGCUCACAAGAGUGGUCAGUGUUGUCUGACUGCUCACAAGGGUGGUCAGUGUUGUCUGACAGUUCACAAGGGUGGUCAGUGUUGUCUGACAGCUCACAAGGGUGGUCAGUGUUUGUUGACGGACGAAGAACGUGUGUAUCUGAAUGCCGCGUCGCUGGGAGACGCAGGAAUUGUACGGGAAACAUUGGAGGAGGAGAACCAAGACGGCACACUUAACGCUAACUGUGUUGACUACAUGGGGCGUAACGCCCUCCACCUAGCGGUGGAUAGUGAGAAGAUUGAUGUGAUAGAAAUCCUUCUGGAUAAUCUGUCUUUUGGCUGCAUAGAAGAGUCAUUACUUCACGCCAUCAGUAAAGGUGCCACAAAAAUUGUCAAGGUCAUAUCAGAACAUCCCAAUUUUAUCGCGGGAGAAGAUAGGUUUCUUAUAUCAGGCGUCAAUGAGGCUUUCUUCAGGACAGAGGAAAAAAGUCAGUUUCCCCCUGACAUAACACCUAUCAUUCUUGCCAGUCACUACAAUAACCAUGAAAUAGUUCAGAUGUUUCUGUCAAGAAACCAUCGGAUAGAACGACCUCACCCAAUUUCUUGUAGAUGUUCAGACUGUAUCUCAAAGCAAAAUUAUGAUGCACUAAAAAGGUCAAGGUCAAGACUGAACGCCUACCGGGCGCUGGCCAGCCCGGCCUACAUGGCGCUAUCCAGUGCAGACCCAAUUAUGACCACUUUUGAACUGCGACAGGAAAUGAUGCACCUUGCUGAAGUCGAGAAAGAGUUCAUGGCUGAAUACCUAGGUCUAGUCGAGCAAUGUAUGAACUUCGCCUGUGAGUUGAUGGACAUGUGUCGUGGAACACAGGAAGUAGAGGCUGUGUUCAGUGAAGGGUCCGGAUGUGGAGAAGAUGUCCGUGUUGAUCCUCUCGCCAGACUCAAAAUGGCCAUACGUUACCGCGAGAAAAAGUUUGUUGCUCAUCCUAACUGUCAGCAACACAUGACGACCUUGUGGUACGGGUCUGAGAUGGGAUUUCUGCAGUCGCUACCGUCCUGGAAGCAGCUUGCGUUUGCCGUGUGCUUUAUUCCGUGUAUACCUGUGAUGUGUGUAGCUUACGUAAUGGCUCCUAACACAAAGGCUGGAUCUGUGAUGCGUUGCCCCGUGACCAAAUUCAUCACCCACACGACGUCACACAUGUGUUUCCUCGUGCUACUGGCUGCCGCGACCUUCCGGCUGACCGAGAGCGGUGUUUCCAUUACCUCCACAAGAGAGAUGAACAGUCCGGCGUUCGUGCACCUCUCGCACGAUGAGAAGAUACAGAGCCUAAUGAAGGAAACUUUAAGGCCAUCCAGCACACUUCUCACUCAUGUCCAAAUCUGUAUAGUGUUUUGGAUAUUAGGUUUACUUUGGAUAGAGUGUAAACAGAUCUACCAUACCGGUGCACGGUCCUACCUAACCGACUAUAUCAACUUCAUGGACUUUAGUGUGCUCUCCAUGUACCUCGCAUCCUACGUUAUGAGAUUCUUCACGGAAUACAAGGUGACAAACGCCAACAGGUAUUUUAAUGGAACCAUGCGCGGCCAUGAAUUACUGAAACACUCAAAUUAUACCUACUUUAACCUUCUCUUGGAUGAAAUCAAGGACCCGUCGAACUCGCCGACCAACUACUUCAUGGAGGCGUCUCGGUUCCACUGGAAACCAGACGAUCCCGAAAUUGUGUCUGAUGUCCUGUUUGCUAUAGCCAAUGUGAUCAGUUUUGCCAGAACCACCUACCUCAUGCCAGCCUUUGAGGUCCUGGGACCGCUGCAGAUCUCCCUUGGUCGAAUGAUUGGCGACAUCACGCGCUUCAUGGUGCUUUUUAUGUUGGUCCUGUUUGCAUUCAUGGUAGGUCUCCAUAAUCUGUACUGGUACUAUGGAGCUCAAAGAAUUAAGAUGACUAUGAACGGACAGAUUGUCUACGUACACGCGGCGGAGGCUUUUCAGGGGUUACGACAGACGUUCUAUAGCCUCUUCUGGUCGAUGUUCGGUCAGGUCAGCAUCAACGACAUCAACGUUAAACAUCCAGGGCCAGAAGGAAUUUACAGCCCAAAUGAUCCGGAGUCGUUGAUGAAGAGCAGCACCUCGAUAGUGGAGGGAGUCGGGUUAUCACUUUUUGGAAUCUAUCACGUCGUUAUCAUCAUCGUCCUCAUCAAUAUGCUGAUCGCCAUGAUGAGCCACUCGUUCGAGGACAUACAGACCGACUGUGAUGUGGAGUGGAAAUUUGCCCGGACGAAGUUGUGGCUAAAUUACAUGGACGAAGGCAGUACCUUGCCCGUGCCCUUCAACAUGAUCCCAUCCAUUAAGUCCUUCUGUUACUUGUGGAAGUUUUGCAGGGACUUGUUUGCUAUGGCUGAUAGUAAUUGGCUGGUUUACCAGAAAGCUAGAAAACAGACAUUUAUCAAGAAGAGACGAGAAAAUAUUUGCAAGACGUUGGAACUGAAAACUGACAAUACCUCAUACUCCGAAAUGAUUCAGCGGCUUGUCAAGAGAUAUCUGUUUAAACUAGAGCGAGCAAAAGAUGAGAAGGAGAACUAAGGCGGGCCAAACAUACGAUCUGAGGAAGUUGAGAUCGCCGACACCCAUGACACGCCCCCUCCAGUACCCAAUGCGCCCAACCGAAUUCAAUAUGCCACUCCCCCUACUAUACACGAGGAGGAGGAGGAGGGGGUUCAUAUCGGCAGCAAAUGUACGUAUAAUGAUCGUAAACGAACGUCCAACCCGGCGGCGCCAGCCCCUACAACAUUGGUUAUUCCACAACUUGAUGCCAUCCAACGAUCGCAGAAACUCCUUGAUGUGCGCUUACAACACCUUCAAACAAAUAGCAAAAUGAAUACAAAAAUUAUUGACGAUAUAGAAUUUUUGAGGAGAGUAAUGAACGAAAAUCAGAAAGCGUUGUGCAACAUAAUUCAAGCUUUAGGAAGUAUGCAAUGUGAAAUUGUGAACUUGGUCAAAUGUUUUGCGCCAGUUCCUACACAGAACCAGAAUAAUGUGACCAACACUCACUCUCAACAGAACUCAAUCCACAGAUUUGGUAGUGGAAAGAAACGUCCAAGUCAUGUGACUGACGAUGACGAGAGUGAGGUGUGA